UUUUUCCCAGACUCAUACAGUCUUGGUCUUAGUCUUAGGCCCCUCCCCCCAAAGCUUUCAUUCUCUCUCCUUUUUCUAGGCCGGAUUCCUGACUCCUCACGCAAGCACGCAACUCACAACCCAAGCAACCUACUAGCCGCCCACCGUCGUCGGACCACCGGAAUAUCGCACACUGUCAAUCGGACCAUAGCUCGCUGGUUGUUGCUACGCUGUUGUUUUUCUUCCCCGUACUUUUUUGGUUUGUGUGCUGUUUCAGUCACUGCGUACUAUUGACAGUUGCAUUUUCAUGCCUGGUCCAAGUAUACCUACGUGCCAUUGUAGACUUUUAACAAGUUCUGUUUUCGACUUUUCGUCUAUUAUAUCUGCCUUGUUGUCCCAGAAACUUAAAUAGGGUAGUUACUCUUACUGCUUGUAUAAAUGCUUCAUUUGGGACUUGAAGAUGAAGGAGAAGGGCUCAACACCUAGUAGUAUGAUCAGUCGAAAUUGGGUGUUGAAACGCAAGCGUAAGAAACUUCCAUAUGGGCCAGAAACACUUGUUAAGAAGGAUGAGGAGGAUUUGGCAGCUGAAUCUGCUGGAGUUUCUUGCUCAACAAAAGACUCACAUAAUACUGAAAGAAGAUCUAAGCGUUUGAUAUCAAAGAAGAAAGGAAAUGAUGGGUAUUAUUAUGAAUGCGAGAUCUGUGACCUUGGAGGGAACUUGCUGUGCUGUGAUAGUUGCCCAAGAACUUACCAUCUUGAAUGCCUUGAACCACCUCUUAAGCGCAUUCCAAAUGGGAAGUGGGAAUGCUCUACCUGCUUGCAGAAAAAUGAUUCAUCAGAUUGUAUCAACCACCAAGAUUUGAUGCCAAAAAAAGCCAGGACAAUGACUUUAUCUGAGAAGGUGAAAGCUGGAAUCAAGGCUUCUAGUACCCUAAAAAUGUCUCAGUUUCUUGGCAGGUCCGUAGGGAAAAAAAGAUCAUCCAGCAAACGAAAAGUGGGUUGUGUUGAUAAAAACCAGUGCAUGAAAAAGUUAGAGCCUCUAACAGAUGAUGAAUCAUGUGGUAGCAAGAUGAGAUUAAUGUCUCCUGAUGGUUCUCUGGGCCUUUCAUCACAAUGUGGAAGUGCAGAUCAUGAAAAGAAGAUUCAUAGCUCUAUUACGCAGGAUGUUGAAAAGAUUCCUGAUUCAUCAGAAGCAGAAAAGAAGUCAAAUGGUCUGGUCGAACAUAAAUUGCGCCUCCCUGUGGUUACAUGUCCUGAGCCUAAGAGUGAACCUGCCAAAAAAAGACAUGGUGGAUCUAAUAAAAUUCAGUGCACUGCUAAGAAAGCAGCACCAGGAUCAGAAACAGUCUCUGAGUCUUCCAAAAGAAAAGAUAAACCUAAUAAAGAUGGAAAGAAGAAAAAAUGCAAGAUGUCAACUGGUGAGUCUUCAGAAAACAAAGGUCAGAAGCGUAAAUCAAAUGCUCAUAUUCCUUCUCCAAAGCUCAGUGAACCACAGAAAAAGCGUCGCUCUGUUCAUAACACAGCGUCUGCGCCACAGAAGAAUGCUGCGUCCGAAAAGAUAGAAAAUCAGCAAGAGGAGGCACUUCCUAGCGUAGCUGUGGGGUUGUCAACGCAAGACGAUGCUGGGCCUGAGAAAAUAUUAUUACCCGAUGAGAACUCUUUUGAAGAGACAUUACUAGUUGAUCGGAUCUUGGGAUGUAGAGUGCAGGAAGAUACAUCCGUCUCCCUUUGUCAGAACUCUGAGUUAAUGCCAAGCGGUACGUUGUCAGGUGAACCACAGAUUUCAAAAAUUUUAACGAGCCAGCCAGAGUGUGAAGAUGGUUCGGAGCUGUUAGAAGAUGACCUUAAAGAUCCUUCUGCAGCACAUAGACAAUUAUUUGGGGGUUUUCGUAUGGAUGAAGGUGUUGAAAAUACAGUACAGGAAUUCACAACUGUGACCACCGAAUACAAUCAAGGAGAUAGUGUGGCUGAAGUAGGUAAUGGGUUAAGUUCUGUAACUGGAAAAGAUAAGUGUAAACCUUAUAUUUCACAUGAAAACACGUCUGCACCUCCAUUGCUGGAAGAUGAUAUUGAGCCAAGAAAUUCAGUUGCAAAGGAUGGUAGUUGUCAUACGAAGGUUGUGGAGUCUACUUUGACCGAAACUUUAUUGUUAGAUAGGGAACAUAUCUCUUAUGAAUUCUUAGUUAAAUGGGUUGGGAGAUCUCAUAUCCACAAUAGUUGGAUAUCUGAGUCUAGGCUGAAAGUUUUAGCUAAAAGAAAGCUAGAUAACUACAAGACAAAGUACGGAACUACUCCAAUUAAUAUCUGCGAGGAGAGAUGGAAACAGCCCCAACGAGUGAUUGCACUCCGGUCAUCAAAAGGUGGUAGAACUGAAGCUUAUAUCAAAUGGUCUGGCCUCCCAUAUGAUGAAUGCACCUGGGAAUGGACAGAUGAACCUGCAAUCAGAGACUUUGCACAUUUGAUUGAUCAAUUUAAUCAGUUCGAACACCAGACACUGAUGAAGGAUGUUGAAAGAGAUGCUUUGUCUAGGAGAGAUGCUUUUCAACAAAAUGAGGUUCAGCCUCUUGCUGAACAGCCUGGGAUUCUCAAAGGUGGUUCACUCUUUCCGCAUCAAUUAGAAGCUCUGAAUUGGUUACGAAAGUGUUGGCACAGAUCUAAGAAUGUUAUUCUUGCUGAUGAGAUGGGCCUUGGGAAAACUGUAUCCGCUUGUGCAUUCAUAGCGUCUUUAUACUUUGAGUUUAAAGUAAAGCUUCCUUGUCUUGUUUUGGUGCCUCUUUCCACAAUGCCAAACUGGAUGUCGGAGUUUGCUUUAUGGGCUCCAGAUUUGAAUGUAGUGGAAUACCAUGGAAAUGUUAAAGGAAGAACUUUGAUUCGUCAAUACGAGUGGCAUGCUAGUCUUCCAAAUGACUUGAAUAAGAAAAGUUUGGCUUACAAAUUUAACGUUCUUCUAACUACUUAUGAGAUGGUUCUUGUUGAUUCCUCUCAUUUACGAGGAAUUCCUUGGGAAGUUCUUAUUGUUGAUGAAGGGCACCGGCUUAAGAAUUCUAGCAGUAAGCUUUUUAGCUUGCUGAAUACCUUUUCUUUUCAGCAGCGUGUCCUAUUGACUGGCACCCCUCUUCAAAACAAUCUUGGAGAACUGUACAACUUACUUAACUUUUUGCAGCCUGUUUCAUUCCCUUCUCUAUCUUCCUUUGAGGAAAAGUUUGAGGACCUCUCAGAUGCUGACAGGGUAGAGGAACUAAAGAAACUUGUUUCUCCUCACAUGCUUAGAAGGCUAAAGAAAGAUGCAAUGAAGAACAUUCCACCAAAGACUGAAAGAAUGGUCCCUGUUGAGCUAUCUUCUAUUCAGGCUGAGUAUUACCGCGCAAUGUUGACAAAGAACUAUCAGGUUUUAAGGAACAUUGGGAAAGGGGUUCCCCAACAAUCAAUGCUUAACAUUGUGAUGCAACUGCGAAAAGUUUGCAACCAUCCAUAUCUUAUCCCUGGCACAGAGCCUGAUUCUGGAUCAGUAGAGUUCCUUCACGAAAUGCGGAUAAAGGCUUCGGCGAAGCUAAUUGUCUUGCACUCAAUGCUGAAAUUGCUGCAUAAGGAGGGCCAUAGGGUUCUGAUAUUUUCACAAAUGACGAGGCUUCUAGAUAUUCUAGAAGACUAUCUAAAUUUUGAAUUUGGGUCCAAAUCAUUUGAGAGAGUUGAUGGCUCUGUAUCGGUAGCCGAUCGUCAAGCAGCAAUUGCACGCUUCAAUCAAGAUAAGAGUAGAUUUGUAUUCUUGUUGUCAACUCGGUCAUGUGGCCUUGGAAUCAAUCUGGCAACAGCUGACACUGUAAUAAUUUAUGAUUCAGAUUUUAACCCACAUGCAGACAUUCAAGCAAUGAAUCGUGCUCAUCGAAUCGGACAAUCAAACAGACUUCUUGUUUAUAGGCUUGUAGUUCGUGCUAGUGUUGAAGAACGUAUCUUGCAGCUAGCAAAGAAAAAGUUAAUGCUGGAUCAGCUUUUUGUCAAUAAGUCUGGAUCUCAGAAAGAGGUAGAGGAUAUAUUACGUUGGGGAACAGAAGAACUUUUUAGUGAUUCUUCAGGAAAGGGAAUUGUUGAUAGUGAUUCGAGAAAGGAUGAAGCAGUUCCAGAUACAGAGCAAAGGAGUAAGAGGAGAACUGGAGGUCUUGGAGAUGUGUACCAAGAUAAAUGUACAGAAGGAAGCAGUAAAAUUGUUUGGGAUGACAAUGCCAUCUUGAAACUGCUUGACCGUUCGAACCUUCAAUCGGAAUCAUCAGAUAAUAAUGAAGCGGAUGCUGAAAAUGAUAUGCUUGGUUCAGUAAAGUCUGUGGAAUGGGCUGAUGAGCAUUUGGAUGAGGAAGGAAAAAUUGAAUCACCCUUGGUUGUCAUUGAGGAUGCUUUUGCUCCUAGUUCCGAGAAAAAGGAAGAGGUCAAUGGUACAGAAGAAAAUGAAUGGGAUAGACUUCUGCGUAUGAGAUGGGAAAGAUAUCAGAAUGAAGAGGAAGCUUCUCUUGGUAGAGGGAAACGUCUCAGAAAAGCAGUUUCUUAUAGGGAAGCAUUUGCACUUCCUCCUACUGAAACUCUAAGUGAGAGUGGUGCUGAAGAAGACCGGCCAGAACCAGAGCCUGAAAGAGAGUACACUCCUGCUGGACGUGCUUUGAAGGAAAAGUAUACAAGACUUCGUACUCGGCAAAAGGAACGAAUUGCUCUGAGAAAAUCACUUGAAGAAUCUUAUCUUGCUUAUGGCCCACAUGGGCUUCAUUCGCUUUCUGAGUGCCCUCCAAAUUAUAUGAAAGAGAAGGAAGGAGCUGCCAGAUCAGUUAAACCUUUUGGAAAUGAAUCUGCAGCAAAUGAUUCGGAAGAUAAAAACUGGAGUGGAUUAAAGGUUAACAGUAGGGCCACUGUUCAGAAGGAUGGAAAACCGAUAAAAUAUAAAUACUGCAAUAAUCAGAACCCUUCCUCCAAAAUUCUGGGCAAUUCUUCUGUGAAUGGUGUUCCUGAUCAGAGUAUGGGUGCAAAUUUUGCAAUUUCCAGUGCUUCAGACUACCCCUUGCCUGUUCUGGGACUUUGUGCACCAAAUGCAUGUCAACCUGAAUUAUCUCAUCGGAUCACUUCUAGAGCAAUAGAAAAUAGACAAGGAAAGCAGUUAGACUUGCCUUCAAGCAUAUCUGCAUGCCCUAGGUCUUUCACAAAGGAAGUAAUGGGAGUAGAGACAACUAUGGGAAAAACGAAACUUCCUGAAGCAUCGUCAGAGUGUGCACCUCAGCAUCUGAAGAGCUGCCUUCCAGAUAAUUCACUCCCAUUACCUCUGUACCCCCUGCCGUUUUUACAGCGGAAAUUUCCAGAUGGUGUAGAGAGCUCAAGUGCCAGUUCAGCUGAUUUUCUGGAGAGAAUGGGAUUACCCAAAUUGCCUUUUGAUGAGAAAUUCUUAUCAGCAUUUCCGCUUCCACCUAAAACCUUGCCGGCCUCAGCACCUGACUUCUUAGGCAACUUAUCACUUGGCAGAAGAGAUGAUAGUGCAUCUCUGCAUGCACCUUCCUCAAUGCCAUUCUUGCCAAACUUGAGGUUCCCUUUGCAGGAUUUGACAAUUAGUAAUCAGGAAGAGUUAGAUGUACUGCCCACAUUAAGUCUAGGACACAAGCCAAACAUUCACCCUUCGAUUCCUGUAAAUCACAGGAAGGUUCUUGAGAAUAUAGCUAUGAGGACUGCUGCAGGAACAAGCAACUUACUUAAAAGAAAGGCAAAAACUGAUGGAUGGUUGGAGGAUGAACUUGAUUCCCUUUGGAUUGGUGUUCGCAGAUAUGGACGUGGCAAUUGGGAGGCCAUGCUUAGGGAUCCAAGACUCAAAUUCUCAAAGUACAAAACUCCUAAUGACUUGGCUACGAGAUGGGAGGCAGAGGAGAAAAAGAUAUUGGAUGCUUCUCCAGGCUUGAGAUCAAUUAAGAAUGCAAAAUCACCCAGCUCUGCGUUGUUCCCAAGCUUUUCUGAUGAAAUGAUGGCGCGGGCUUUGCAUAGGAGUAGAUUAGCCGUCCCCUUUAAAUUUCAAAGCCACUUUACGGAUAUGAAAUUGGGAUUCAGUGAUCUAGUUGCGAAUUUUCGGCCUUUUGGACCUUCCAAUUGUACAAGUUUCCCCGAUGAAAACCAUGCGUCUUUUCACACUUUAGGUGCUGGAACUUUUCCUGCCAGGUUCCAUGGAGAAUCAUCUAACAUUCCCUCAGAUAUAAAUGGUACUUCACUAAAUGUGCAUGUGGAGCCACAAGGGCCUGAAAGUGCUGGUUUUGUUCGAAGUUCCUCAAAUGGGUAUGCUAUUGCAUCCAAGGAUGAGUUAGAUGCAAAUACACAUCAUAAUCAUCCUUCUCGGCUAGAUAGCUCAUUAAAAAUUCUCAACAGUCCCCGCAAUGAGGUAUGCAGUAGCGAGCGUCCAACUUCAUCUUUGCACCACAAUUCAAACAUUGGGUCAAAUUGUUAUAGGUUUAAAGGUAAAGAAGUAGCCAUAGAGAGUUGCUCUUCAAAGGACAGGCUACCACAUUGGCUUCGGGAAGCUGUGGAAGCUCCUUCCAAAACUUCAGAUUGUAAACUUCCAUCUACAGUGUCUGCCAUAGCAGAGUCUGUUCGUUUGCUUUAUCCUGAAGAAAAGCCUUCUAUUCCACCAUUUGUUACUCCUGGGCCACCUCCUUCUCAGCCGAAAGAUCCUCGAAAGUGGUUAAAGAAAAAGAAAAAACGAAAACAGCAUCUGCUUGAUUCAAUUGCAACUGAGAUUGCUGGAAGCAGCCAAGAAUUCCAAUGCAGCUCCUCUAGAGAAUGUGCCUCAAAAUCAGUUUCUGUUACCUCAUCUUUGCCAAUGCUUCCUUUGCUUCCUCCAAAUGCAGAGCUUAUGAAUCCUUUGCCAUCUUUAUCCUUGGACCCCUUAGGAAAAACAAGUUCUGAGUUGGUCCCCUCUCUUGAAGUGCUGCAGCUAGUAGGCUCUUGUAGAGCUCCGAGCCCUUCUUCCUCUUUGAAACCGGUUGAAAAUGCAAGUUCUGGACUAGUACCCUUUCCUGAAGUACUGCAGCGAAUAACCUCUUGUGGAGUGCCAGACCUAUCCUCAUCUUUACCUUUGGAACCCAUUGGGAAAUCAAGUACUGUAAUGGCCCCCUCUCCUGAAGUACUGCAGUUAGUAGCAUCUUGUGGAGUUGCUAAGCAAUCGUCAUCCUUAUCUUUAGAACCAAUUGAAAGAACGAGUUAUGGUUUGGUGCCAUCUCCUGAAGUAGUGCAACUAAUGGCAUCUUGUGUAGCUCCGAACCCAUCACCAUCACCAUCACCAUCUUUACUUUUGCACUCCAUUGGAAAAACUAGUGUAUUGGGCCUCUCUCCUGAAGUAGUGCAGCUAGUAGCAUCUAGUGGAGCUGCAGGACAAUGUGUACCUCAUAACAUGUACUCAACCUCUCUGACUUCCGUUGAUGACAAACAAUCCCAGAAAGAGCAAGAUGGAACAGAAGAUGCAAAGGUAAAUCCCUUACCUGGAAUAGAAGUGAACUGCUCUGAUAUCAAGGAUUCUAGCAAAACCCAUUCUGACCCUCCCCGCGUGAGUCAGCUGGAAGGAGAGGAAGUGUCAUCAGAGAAAACUCUGUCGAAUCAGACGUGACAUAGAUAAACAACUAUGGGGUCGUUGUAAAUGCAUAACAGCAAUUCUGUUGGGAAUUCAGGUACGAUGUGCGUAGAUUGUGUAAACUGGUUUAGAUUUUGAUUAGGCGUCCUUAUAACCACAGGCAUCUUUAUAACGAAGGGCCAAUUGGCCCUCUUGUUAUGUUCAAGUCUUAGGUAUGUAGUUUAUGAUUCGAUCAGUUUUGUAGGUACCUUUGAGGUUGCGAGUGUUAACUUGUAGCUUUAGUACAACAAGUCUAGGAAAUAUCUUGUAAAGGUUGUGUAUGUGAAAAAGUAUAUAUGUACCCCCAUUGUUAUGGCA
Messenger RNA from Amaranthus tricolor (Joseph's coat), 7915 nucleotides. Its product is annotated as protein CHROMATIN REMODELING 4. The transcript is spliced from 12 exons. Gene Ontology annotation, molecular function: chromatin binding; ATP-dependent chromatin remodeler activity; ATP hydrolysis activity. The record is from RefSeq and is a predicted model, not a curated record. Lineage: Eukaryota; Viridiplantae; Streptophyta; Magnoliopsida; Caryophyllales; Amaranthaceae. Gene Ontology annotation, cellular component: chromatin; nucleus. Bases 440 to 7594 code for a protein of 2384 amino acids. Gene Ontology annotation, biological process: chromatin remodeling; negative regulation of transcription by RNA polymerase II.